AUGAAAUCACGGACUAACCCUGCCUGCGGUACCUGCCGGAAGAAAUGUCGCAAGUGUGACCGCGCUCGCCCGGUUUGCAACAGAUGUCGGGUGAAAGGUCUCCACUGCGAGGGCUAUCCUCCGCGGUUUCUCUUCUUUCAAGACCAACUCAGUUCAAAAGGUGAACAGCGGGACGAUUCUAUGCUGUCCUCAGGCGAGCCAUCUCCAAGCCAAGAGACGCGGUCAAACCAUACGACGGCGAUCAAUAAACAAUCCCGAACUGGGAACAACCACAAAAGGCGUAUACGUCGACCGAACCAACCGCAGGGGAAGCCAGACAAGGCCUCAAAUGCAUCUAGAGCAACUACUGAUGCGAUAGGGACCGCCAAACCCUUGCUCGCAGCCACAAUCGAUGAUAUUUUAACAAUGCCCGAGACUGAAAAGCUCCUCAGUUACUUUGAUAAGACUUUAUGUAGAGCACUGAUAAUCGAAACCGACGAUUUGCACAAUCCAUUUCGAGGCUAUAUCCUUCCUCUUGCAUAUCAUGACAUUGGAAUUUUACAUGCUGUACUGGGCGUUACCAUGUGCCACAUAACCUCCUCUGGCAAGCGGGAGACCGAGAAGAUCAGUGUCGCUAGCAUGAUAGAGCAUCAACUCUCCGCAUUGCAAUCCCUCAGCUCGCUUUUGAUGAAAGAAGAGAUAUACGGCCUCACGGAUGAUGAGCAGGACAUGUUACUGGCUGUUGUGAUUCUAUUAGUUCUCUAUGAUAUCUGCGAGACUGGGGUUUCGUCUCAUGGAGUGCAUCUUACCGGGGCUGGCUACAUAUGCGGAAAGCUCGCCCAGCAGCCCAAGGUCAUCACUUCCCCACGAACAGCAUUUCUCCUAACAGCCUUGGCCUGGCUAGACAUUCUUCGAGGAUUCAGCGGCGCGGAAAAGUUGGCUUACAGUGACAAUGUCCGUAGGUGCAUCUUCGAAGCCGAACAUUUCAAUUUAGAGAUUCUAGUAGGAUGUCCAGUAGAGUUGUUUUAUGAGAUAGGAUGUGUUCUCACCGCAGGAAAGCAACAUAUGGACGGAAGGCUAUCCCAGGAUGACUUCCAGGACCUAUUAAACGAUGCGGAACAGUUCUUUCGCGUCUGGAAUCCCAACAACGCUGCGUUUCCGGGUGAAGAUCCGGAGUGGAUACAACUCGCAGAGGCCUACCGCCAUGUUUGUAUCAUUCGCGUGCUCCGGUUCCCAGAUACAUGGGGUGUUCCCUGUGAGGAUCACCGCAUCCAGUCGUCUGUUCGUGCAAUCCUCGAUGCUUCAGCUGGAAUUUCGGCAGACUCAACAUGGUUCAAAAGGUUACUAUUCCCUCUGUUCAUAGCUGGUGCCGAAACAUCUAUACCGCACCAAAACCGAUAUGUCGAUUUCUGUAUGCGUGAGAUCAAAGAGUCAACCGGAUUUCCCCACCCUGCAAUGGAUGAACUACUCACCAGAGUUUGGGGCGAAAGACAGCGACAGGCAGGCAAACCAUGGAAUAUUCCGUGGAUGGAGUUUACAUGCUCUAGGGAUCUGGUCCGCCAACACGACUCCCUGAUGUUUUGA
This is a messenger RNA of Aspergillus nomiae NRRL 13137, 1563 nucleotides long. RefSeq names its product Zn(II)2Cys6 transcription factor. The record is from RefSeq and is a predicted model, not a curated record. Gene Ontology annotation, molecular function: transcription cis-regulatory region binding; DNA-binding transcription factor activity, RNA polymerase II-specific; zinc ion binding. Gene Ontology annotation, biological process: positive regulation of transcription by RNA polymerase II. The transcript has 7 exons. NCBI's taxonomy places the organism in Eukaryota, Fungi, Ascomycota, Eurotiomycetes, Eurotiales, Aspergillaceae. Gene Ontology annotation, cellular component: nucleus. Bases 1 to 1563 code for a protein of 520 amino acids.